Nasonia vitripennis (jewel wasp) is the source of this 1613-nucleotide messenger RNA. It is a transcript of the gene SP9, whose product is annotated as serine protease 9. The coding region runs from base 577 to 1350 and encodes 257 amino acids. The record is from RefSeq and is a predicted model, not a curated record. Gene Ontology annotation, molecular function: serine-type endopeptidase activity. The transcript is spliced from 3 exons. Gene Ontology annotation, biological process: proteolysis. Lineage: Eukaryota; Metazoa; Arthropoda; Insecta; Hymenoptera; Pteromalidae.
GAGAAACUAAUUUUCGAGCCCGCACCGAAAUAAUCCCUCGAAUCUCCAAUGAGACUGGCAUCCCUUAAUCUCGGCAGCCAUUCGUGUACCUCUGUAUGUGCCUUCGGUCAGUCAGGGAAACGCUGGCUUGAGCCGAUAAGCACGGGCUCGACGAUACCAUCUUCUCGCCCGCCGCACGGCGGAUCAUGGAUUAAACACUAGGCCGAUUGAUAGUUUCGCGUUGUAUCUCUGGAAACUAGCGAUUGUAGUUUCGCUGAGAUAUUGGAGGAAAAAGUAUAUUAUACAAGUGGUGUAUGUAAAGGUCUGUUGAUAAAUUGAUAACGGUAUCGAAGUUGUAUAAUUGAGAGAAACAUUUGAGAAAAAUGAUGGGACUUUCUUCCGAGAAAUGCAAGUAAAAAUUAGCUGUGUAUAAACGUACGGUAUUUUUUAUCCGAUUGACAUCAGAGUUAUCAAGUGUCGAUCGACUAUAAUAUUGCCACUGCUUGGUAGACCGGUGGGAAGUAAGCAGCUCGCAGUGUUGAUCGCAGUAAACCAGAAAUUGACUCAACUAAAUGUGACAUUGUUUUAUUCAAGAAGAUGCUUCAAUUGCUAAUCCUGUCUUUUGUUUUUCUCGGGGUUGAAAGUGAUCCUGGAUUCUACAAUGUGACGUUAUCGACCGGAAGAAUAGUUGGCGGGAAGGAUGCACUGAUCCAAAGCUAUCCGUACCAGGUGUCGUUGCAGAAAAAUGGCAAACAUAACUGCGGCGGCACCAUAAUCUCGGCUGACUGGAUCCUCACCGCAGCCCACUGUGUGCCCAAGAAGGUGGUCCAGGUAAACACAGUGCGCGCGGGUACAAGCGUCAGGGACGAGGGUGGCAGUGUCCACACUGUCGAUAAGGUGAUCCGCAACGAGGACAGCAAGGUAUCCGGCAAAUUGGUCGGGGAUUUGGUGCUUCUACAUUUACUGGAGCCGUUGAAGUUCGACGAAACUCGACGAGCCAUCAGCCUCUUCUCCGCGAGCGACAAGGUCAAAGAGGGCCAAUCGAGCGUGAUAACGGGUUGGGGUCGAACUGUCCCAAGCUCUCCUCAAUUCUCCCGUCAGCUACAGACUGUGUCAGUCCCAGUCUUCAAUCUCAAGACCUGUAACAAGGCCUACAAGGGUAAGGUCACAGCAGGCAUGUUCUGCGCGGGCUACUACGGCAAAGGUGGCAAGGACGCUUGUCAAGGUGACUCCGGUGGUCCUAUGGUCAUCGACGGGAGGCUCGCGGGUGUCACCUCCUGGGGCAACGGUUGCGCUCUAGCCAACUUCCCAGGAGUCUACGUCGAAAUCGCCUACUACAGGGACUGGAUCAAGCUGCAGACUGGGAUUUAGGCACGCGACAGUCUCGAGGAUUCUCAAAAGGACGUCUUAUAACGUGCGACGCUGGCAUGAGAGAGCAAGCCGAUAAUAAGGAUUUAGCUCGUCUCGCGCCACUAGACUAGACGGCUGAUGGGAAGUUCUGCAUUCCAGAUAAUCGAGCUUGAAAGACAUGCGAGCUAACUCUAGUCAGAAUCGUUAUUGUCUGUUGUGGAAUUGAUAAGGCGACGUCGUUCAAUAUGUAUGGUGUUAUAUAAAUAAAUCGAUUUUGCAAUGGA